AUGGCCGACUCCAUAGCGAGCAUGGUGGUUCAGUGUGCAUUGCACGGGAGCUUAUCGAUCCACGACACGGUGGUCGAGAGGAGGCCGUAUCACCGGAACUGCGAGUGUGCACUUCAUAAGCUGAAAGAUGGUAAAUAUUCCGGCGUAUGGUGCUCGGAGAGGAACCUAUCGUUCUCGAAGAAGGCGAGAGGAUCUUUGGCCAUGUCGGCCUCGUCUGCUGAUCGAGUUAAUUCAUGUGUGGUUUUCGUUGGUACUUCUCGUCGGUGA
Linum tenue is the source of this 267-nucleotide messenger RNA. The record is from the annotation of a GenBank genome assembly. NCBI's taxonomy places the organism in Eukaryota, Viridiplantae, Streptophyta, Magnoliopsida, Malpighiales, Linaceae.